Molecule: messenger RNA, 2515 nt
Organism: Bicyclus anynana (squinting bush brown)
Lineage: Eukaryota; Metazoa; Arthropoda; Insecta; Lepidoptera; Nymphalidae
Product: PXMP2/4 family protein 4
Exons: 4
Coding region: 407-997 (196 amino acids)
Cellular component (GO): membrane; cytoplasm
Source: RefSeq, a predicted model, not a curated record
UUAAUCUGUGGUUGACACUGACAAGCUGACAAGGUCAAAAAUUAUAAAAAUAAACAAUAUUUUUUACCAUUUCCAUUUUAAACAAAAUUUAUAUACCUAAAAUGAAAUGUUCAAUUAAAAUAAUAUCAAAUAUAUUGAUAUGAGUAUAACGCAAAAUUAAAUGACUAAACUUUAGUCGAGUUAUAAUAAGUUUGUAGAAGGCAAGGCUUGAAUAGGUUAUCAUAGAGUUAGAGUGCUACGACGUAUCAAUAUGCGUCAACUGAGUGGUGAAGUUAUCUAUUAUUAUAAUUUAUUCCUCAAAAUAAUUGCACGUGUAAAGUUGUUGGCUCCCAUUCAAAUAAAAUAAUGUCAUUUAUACGAGAAUGAGUUGAAUGUGCUAGUUAUAUAAGUGUGUUUAAAGUUGAAAAUGGCAAUCUGGAGUAAGAAUGCUGUUACAAUAUUCACGAAGUAUCCAUUAAUUCGGGGUAUGGUCUCAUAUGGUGUAAUUUGGCCCAUAUCUAGUUUUAUACAGCAAACGUUCGAGGGCAAAAGUUUUGAUACUGAAAACAGAUAUGAUUGGUGGAGGUGUGCUCGUUUUGGUUUGUAUGGUUCAUGCUAUGUGGCUCCAACAAUUUAUACAUGGUUUACUAUUGCUAGUAAAGUCUGGCCUGGUACUACAUUAAAAGUUGCACUUAUUAAGACAUUCGUUGAAACUAUUACAUACACUCCAUUUGCAAUGUGUAGCUUCUAUUUUGGUAUGAGUUUAUUAGAGCAAAAAUCUAUUGAAGAAGCAAUUACAGAAGUUAAAAUGAAAUUUUUGCCUACAUAUAAGGUUGGCGCGUCGGUUUGGCCUGUUGUUGCUUUGAUAAAUUUCCAUUUCAUACCUCCACAAAACAGGGUUCCUUUUAUAAGUGUUUGUAGUCUUAUUUGGACCUGCUUUUUGGCCUAUAUGAAGCACCUAGAAGCAGAAGAAAUACCAAUACAACUAAAAAACAGAUCUGCUAGGCUAAAUGCUUGAAACAAGUAAAAAAAAUGAUUAUUUAGACCAAUUAUUAUGAUUUUAGUAUUAAAUUAUUCUGUCAUAAAGCUGUAUCCAUAUUUGUAUCAUUUGCCUGGAUAAAGCACCAUAUCUCUGUCAUCAAUACAUAAGAUGAUGAUCAUGAUUGUACACUAAUUAUAUGCAGUCUCAAUAUGCCUCUCUGAUCUCAUUCGGAAUUACUGCAAAGUGCGUGUUUAGAUAUAAAGAUAGAGAUGACUGUCAGCAUGACAAAUCUGUUAUCAGAUUGAAUAAAAUGAUACAAAAUGGACUGUCAUAAAAUAGCUUUAUGUUACAAUUUAAUUUUGAUUACUUAUGUAUUAUUUAUUAAGUAGCAAAAAUUUAAUAAUAAGUAUUUUAAGUAUUUUCCACUUUUUACCUUGUCAAAGUAUAUUGUAUUAAAAAUUACUAUUAGUAUUUACUUUCAGUAUUGUUUUCUUGAAUAUUAUUUUUAAGGAUAAAUAGUUUAUAAAUUAUACUAAUAUAUUAAAUAAAUUUAUAUAAUAAUAAUAUUGGAAUAAAUUUAUAUUCCAAUUAUGUUACAAAAUAUGAAGUUACAUUCUCUAUUUUUGCUGGUAGAUACUAAGAGAAGGAGCUCUUAUACAGGUAUUAGGUUUAGUCAAUAUAAAUGGUUAUUGUAUCAUACAGGGAAAAUAUGAAUAAUCAAAACAUGAAUCAUACCAGUCCUUUAAAUUUUCAUAUUUAAAAUUUAGGGACUGAAAGCAAUGCUCAUAAUUGGAUCAUUGCAUUCUGUGCCUGAAUUUUCAUGUCACCCAGACAUGGAAAUGUCCCUCUAAGCAGAGGUCUGAGAGUCACGUAGGUACAAUAAUUAUAAUUUGUUGCUCACAGGACAUGUAGAUUAGUGGCAGGUGUCCACAAAUCUGCAUUGUAUCGGUCAGAUACAUCUUCAAGUCUUCAUUAAAUACAGCCAGUAUUAUUUUGACCAUACAGAUCAUGUGUCCUAAUUUUCCUGGGACUAUUCCAUAGUAUAAUAAAUUAAUAAUAUAUUUUUUGAACUCUGAAUACAUAUAACAUUUUAGCUAAUAUUAUUAAUAGGUAAAUAUUUAUCUUAUAUUUUAGAUAGGCACUUACCUAUACAGCUUAAUAAAAUUUUUGAUGCUUUUUGAGGUUUAUUGCAUUGUGAGUUUAUGAAAUAUCUACUGGAGUCUUGGAGUGAAUAAUUACUAGCUUUACUUUCUUGUUAUUGGAGGAUUGUGCAAUGGUUAAAUAUUUAACAUUGUUUAUUAAAAAUGAUAAUUAACCAUUUCUCUGCAUUGUUAUUACAAUCAAUUACGUUUGUUGCCGUCAGAUAAAGGCAUGCGGUAAAGGUACAAAUAUUUUUUAUGCCAUCAGAAAUUUUCACGAACUUUUGAUGCCGUAAAAAUAUUAAUAUCCGUGUUUUAUUUUUUAUUAGUUGUUGACUUGUGUAAUUGUUGAAUGUACUGUACCUACAUAAUAAUAUCUAGAAAAUCCAAAACUAUAAAAAUGUUUAAUGACGAA